CUAUCUUCCAACCACCAGCUUCUUUCACCAUGUCAUUCGUGCUUUUGCCUUCAAAGGCAACCAUCUCGAUCGAUGCCACCUUGGUGUCUGUCGCCCAGGACCUUGCUGAUGCCUUUGCCAACGAGCAAGAGCCAUCGCAAUCGGAUAUCGAGACCACUUCUUGCUUCAUCGAGUUCUGCUCGCUUCGCAAUGAAGAUGUUGCUAUUGCUGCUUUCCAGCACUUUCAUGGGGUGUUUUGUGCCAACGAGAACAUCCAUGUCGGCGUUCAGCAGCAUGGCCUGACCGACACCCAGGCAAGGGCAGUUCUCAAGGGAUACUACUCCGUCUGGAAUCUCCUUGACACCCGUGGGCUGCUGCCUCAGGUCCAUACGCCUGCCCUCUUUACCCACGCCAUGGUCAAACUAGCAGCCAUGUUUGGCGGGCAGAGCGGCAUGCCCAAUUACAUGGACGAGGCACGCUGGCUUUUUGAUGUCUACCGUCCAGUAAUUCAGGAGUUCGUGGCUGAAAUGUCCCAGUUUCUUGGCCGUGAGUCGCAGGAUGCUCGUAUUUCCAGCGAGCACAAGCACCCAUUCGAUUUUCUGGGAUGGCUGUUGAACUCCAAGGCUAUUCCUGACCUUGAAUACAUGCUAUCGGCUGCGGUCGCUGUGCCCAGUGUGGGACUCAUCCAGCUGAUGCAUGUUGUAGUCUUGUUAAAGACUCUUAGAAUAUCACCGGGCGAGCUAUCCGCGGUACUGAAAGUUCUAACUAUUCGUAUUACUGUAGGUAUUGCUGGCCAUAGCCAAGGAGUAGUCGCAGCUGUUGCUCUUGCAUCAGCCACGGACUUUCCCUCAUUUACUGAGUUCUCAAAGCGCGCUUUGGGAAUUCUCAUGGUAACUAGUGCAAUGGCGCAGAUAAUUCAUCCUGCGCACGCACUCAGUACCGAUGACCUUGCAGACUCAAUGGAGCACGGAGGGAAGCCAUCGCCCAUGGUGUCUUUCCGUGGCAUUCAGCGCAGCUCGCUCGAGAGUCUUAUUGCCGAGUUCAACGACCACCGGAAGUCACCCCAGGCGUGUGUGUAUCUGUCACUCAUUAACUCGUACGACCAAUUUGUGGUCUCUGGCGAGCUCUCCCCAGUCGUCAGGUUUGUCACUUUCGCGCGUUCCAAAUGCGCAGACCUGAGCCUCGACCAGUCGCAUCUGCCACCAUCUGAGCGCAAGCCUACAGCCAGCAUCGACUACCUUUACUCCAGCGUACUGUGCCAUUGUGCACUGAUGGCACAAGACGAGCAAGUUGACUACGCAUACGUCACUGACAAGGGGUGGACCUUCGAUUCAGCUAAUUUGCGGACCGUGGUCUAUGCUGGCGAUGAUGCACACGAUCUCCGUGGCGAACCGGACCUGACUUGGUUCCUCAUGCGCUCCCUCGGUUCACUCUCGUGCGACUGGCCCCAUGUUGUUCGCAAUAUCGACGCUACGCACAUUGUUGACUUCAGUCCUGGUGGAUUUAGCCUGUUUGCAAAGCUUGCGCAUAGCAUUACCGAGGGCAGCGGCAAGGCAAUUAUAUCCGCAAGUGCACUCACCACUUCAGCCAAACUGCCAUUUGGCACCAAGGCCGACCUGUACCGCAAUAACACCAACCAGGUUGUCUUCAUUCCAAGCUGGCAGCAUCAGUUUGGUCCGCGGAUCGUGCGCACCACGUUCGAUGGCAGCUUGCACAUCGAAACCAAGCUGCACUAUGUGACUGGCUUGCCUCCACUUCUUGUCGGGACCGUCGAUCCACUAUCAGUGGAUAUAGGCUUUGUUGCCGCUAUUGGAAAUGCUGGGUAUCUUGCCGAGCUAGACGUUCGAGAAAUGGCUUCCGACUACCAGGUCACUGACCUAGUUGAUAAAGCCCUGUUGCAACUUCCUAUAGAACGGGGACUGCUCCUGUGCUGUGACUACGCAGACCAGGCCCAUUGGUCAGUUCAGUUCCCGGCGGUGCUGAAUUUGCGCUUCCGUAACAAACGAGUCGCCGGUGUGUGCAUCAGCGGUGGCGUUCCAGGGAUGCAAGCUAUUGGCGAAAUUGUGAAUAAGCUGCAGGUGUUCGGAAUCACUUACAUCGCAUUCAAGCUCACGACGCCGGCCGAACUGCGCCAGGCAAUCAGCAUCGCCAAGGCUCACCCGACAUACUCGUUUAUUCUGCAGUGGCUCGGUAGAGGUAGAGCCGACUCUUCCUCCACUGAGGACUUCCAUCAGCCCCUUCUGGAGCUGUACAGCAAGAUUCGAAUGUGUCCUAACAUCACCUUGACUGUUGGGUCCGACUUUGGUGACUCCAGUGACACCCUGCCUUACAUUACUGGCGACUGGAGCGUCCCACUUGGCCGCCCUCCAAUGCCGAUUGAUGGUGUCGUGCUUGGUUCGCCUUUGCUUGUUUGCAAGCAAGCACCAAUUGAUGACGCAAUCAAGGAGCUAGUUGUUCAUAUGUCAGGCGUCGAUGAUGAACAGGCGUCGAGUAGCAACAGUGGAACCUUCGCUAAAACAGUCUCAAUCACUACUUUGGAUGGAGCUCUACUGCAGGUGGCUGCUAACCGCGGUGCCAUGCUCAUCCACUGGUUGCAGAACUCUAUCCUUUCGCUUCCGGUCGAAAGACAGCAGGCUACACUACUGGCAGAAAAGGCCGAUAUCAUCCACCGCCUCAAUGCUGACUUCAUGCGGCCAUGGUUCGGCAAAAGUUCGGAUGGCCGUGUUGUCGAUCUUGAGGAUAUGUCGUAUGCUGAGGUUAUGGAAAGACUUCUCGAGCUGGCGUUUUCCAAAGAGCAGUCUCGCUGGGUGCAUUUGUCCUUAAGGUCGCUUGUGUUUGACUUUAUGCGACGCCUGGAGGAUCGAUUCACGGGCCAUGUCCGAGACCGCAUUGUCGAAUACGAAGGCGAGCUUGAUGAGCCAUAUGCAUUCAUGGACCACACCCUUUCAAACUAUCCUGCAGCACGCACGACGCUGAUUGCAUCCGAGGACAUCCAGUUCUUUAUUGCCAGGUGCAAGCACCCACGGAGUGUGGCGGUGCCAUUUAUCCCUGUAAUUGACGAGGACUUUGCUAUGUUCCUGCUUCGGGAUAUGACAUGGCAGCUGAGGGAUUUGCGGUCUGUUGCAGACAGCGAUGCGCAGCGUGUCCUAAUUCCAUGCAGCGCUUCUACUAUGAGAUCUAGCCUCAGCACGGAUGAGUCUGUGAAAUCCGUCCUGGACAAUAUCUACCAAGGACAGAUAUCGGCGCUGCUCUCCCGCUAUCACGAUGGGGAUGAGAGUAGGAUUAAAUAUGUGCCAUUUAUCGCUCCGGACGCGGUCCCAGUGAGGCUUCCGCGCUCAGUUGUUGCCAACAUGUCCAACUCUCAGCGUGUCUACACUCUUCCCGAUGAUGAUUCCCUUCUCCCUGACAAAAAAGUUUGGCUCUCUGUUUUGGCUGGGUCAGCACGUAGCUGGUUGAGUGCACUAGCAAACAGCCCAACGUACAUCUACCCUCCAAUCUGGAAUGCGGGUGUUUUGACGAAUAUGCUUUUACCCCGUUCUGGACAAACCGUUGUCAUAGAAAUGAAGGAUAGCCAGGAAAAGUCACUUCGUAUCACCAGGAAUGGUCAGAUUGACUUGUAUAUGGUAAUGGGCGACGAUGAUGUUCUUGCUAUAGAAAUCACGCUGUCAAUUGUUGGGCGCCCUUCCGUCCCUCUUAUAAUGAGGUGCCAAUUCAAUCCUGCAUCGCCGUUUGCUCCAUACAAGUUCUUGAUCGAUGACUUUGCAACUAGUUCGCUAGGAUUGUUUGCAUACUGGUUCGAUCGGGAUGAUUUCAAUACGGACACAGUUGAUUAUAUAGCCGACCCCUCGAUUCCUGUUUGGGUAAAAGGCUAUUCGAUUGACGAAGACACAGUCAAAAACUACUGCCAGGCAGUGUCCAAUGGCGAUGAUUUCUAUACCAAACCCGAUGGCGUUCCGCAGCUCGCUCCUGUCGACAUCUUACUUAUUCCUCAAUGGAGGGCUAUUGUGUUGAGAGCCGCGGGUAACGACUAUCGUAGAAAGAUGUUCCGGGCGAUGCAGGUUGGGAACAGCUACACGCUCACUGAUGGGGCAAGACCACUGCGGGUAGGCGACGCUGUUGACAUGAAGGUGUAUGUGACUGGGAUAGUACAUCACCCUGACGGUGAACGCAUCCUGGUGAAGACUAGAUUCUUCCGAGAUGGAGAAGAGUUUGCAUCCAUGGAUAGUACUGUGAGGUUCAUGGGGUUCGUCUUAGACAUGACGCGCUCUUUCCAGCGUGUGGAGGAGGAACCAAUGCAACUCCGCAUCACCUCUCGAGAUGAGCUGUCGGUGUUGCUUUCCAAAGAAUGGUUUAUUCCUGAUGAUGGUCUUGACAAAGCCAUUCCUAUCGGAUCGACUUUGCAAUUCGAGCUCACUUCUGACUAUCGCUUCAAGUCGCAAACUGUCUUUAGAAGCAUAACCACUGACGGAGAUGUUUGGCUCGUAAAAUCCCCUGCUGAGCGUGUGCACGUAGCAUCUGUUCAUUAUAUCGGCGGUGAGUCACUCUCAAAUCCUGUAACGGACUACAUCCUCCUUCAUGGACACCUCACUUCACCUGCUGUUGCCUUUGAAGGUGAUGGGAUAGAAGUCACAGAUAUUGGCAAAUUCAACAAAGGACUCCCUGUGACAAUUGAAGAUAACCGGAGAUUUGCUACAAUUACCAGCGACAAUACUCCAAUUUAUCUUAACCAGUACAUGGCGAGUGCCUCAGGGUUGCCUAAUGUUUGUCAUUAACGUAAAAUGGAUCUCCGGAUGUGUACAAUCCGCAAUUGCCAAGAACGUCGCCAAUGGAGACAUGAC
Linderina pennispora is the source of this 4817-nucleotide messenger RNA. RefSeq lists its product as uncharacterized. Gene Ontology annotation, biological process: long-chain fatty acid biosynthetic process. Gene Ontology annotation, molecular function: enoyl-[acyl-carrier-protein] reductase (NADH) activity; fatty acid synthase activity. The record is from RefSeq and is a predicted model, not a curated record. The transcript is spliced from 2 exons. Lineage: Eukaryota; Fungi; Kickxellomycota; Kickxellomycetes; Kickxellales; Kickxellaceae. Gene Ontology annotation, cellular component: fatty acid synthase complex. The coding region runs from base 30 to 4751 and encodes 1573 amino acids.